UUUUUUUUGUCUCUUUUUUUUUUUUAAAAAAAACAUAUAAAAGAAAAAUAAUAAUAUGGCACUUCCUACUCUUCCUGAAUUUUCUCUUAAAGGCAAGGUUGCUAUUGUUACUGGUGGUGGAAGAGGCUUGGGUUUAGAAAUGAGUAAAGCCCUUGCUGAAUCUGGCGCCAGUGUUGCUAUCAUGUAUGUCUCCAACGAUAAGACAAAGGAUACUGCUGCUGAAAUUGGCAAGCAAUAUAAUGUUGACUGUAAAGCUUAUAAAGCUGAUAUCAGAAACCCUGAUGAAGUUAAGCAAGUCAUUGAUCAAAUCUAUAAAGACUAUGGUGCUAUUGAUGUCUUGGUUGCUAAUGCUGGUAUUAACAGUGGUGGACCUACUGAGGAAUUUGAUUUGAAGGAAUGGCAAAAAAUUAUGGAUGUUAAUGUUAAUGGUGUCUUUUAUAGUAUCCAAGCUGUCUCCAAGUAUAUGCUUGAAAAGAAGAAGGGUAGCAUCAUCAUUACUUCUUCAAUGUCUGGACAUAUUGCUAACCGUCCUCAAAUUCAAUGUGGCUAUAACACAUCAAAGGGUGCUACUACCAUGAUGGCUAAGGCUUUGGCUACUGAAUGGGCCUUAAAGGGUAUUCGUGUGAAUGCUCUUUGUCCCGGUUAUAUGAGAACUGAUUUAUUAGAUAAUACCUUUAGAGAUAACCCAGAAUGGGAAAAAAUUUGGACUGAUUUAACUCCCAUGGGCCGUAUCGGUAAUCCUAAAGAACUCAGAGGUGCAGUUGUCUUCUUAGCUAGUGAUGCUAGUUCUUUUGUUACUGGUAUUGAAUUGUUUGUUGAUGGUGGUUAUACUUGUGUCUAAAUUAUUUGUAAAUUUUUUUUUCUCCCUCUCUCUCUUUUCAAUAAAAACAAAAAAAAAUUGUGAAUAAUA
Cokeromyces recurvatus is the source of this 910-nucleotide messenger RNA. RefSeq lists its product as uncharacterized. The record is from RefSeq and is a predicted model, not a curated record. Gene Ontology annotation, cellular component: intracellular anatomical structure. The coding region runs from base 56 to 841 and encodes 261 amino acids. Lineage: Eukaryota; Fungi; Mucoromycota; Mucoromycetes; Mucorales; Mucoraceae. The transcript has 4 exons. Gene Ontology annotation, molecular function: oxidoreductase activity, acting on NAD(P)H, oxygen as acceptor.